Engraulis encrasicolus (European anchovy) is the source of this 1917-nucleotide messenger RNA. RefSeq names its product tyrosylprotein sulfotransferase 1, like (gene tpst1l). Lineage: Eukaryota; Metazoa; Chordata; Actinopteri; Clupeiformes; Engraulidae. The transcript has 8 exons. Gene Ontology annotation, biological process: peptidyl-tyrosine sulfation. Bases 256 to 1410 code for a protein of 384 amino acids. Gene Ontology annotation, molecular function: protein-tyrosine sulfotransferase activity. The record is from RefSeq and is a predicted model, not a curated record. Gene Ontology annotation, cellular component: Golgi apparatus.
UUCAUAUCUUUCACCAGUAUUUCAACAAUAAGUUUGUGUAACUGAUGUGUUACUACAUUUUCGCAACUGUAACGAUUGUCUGAUUUGAAAGCGACAACAGCUGUCACACGAUCAAGGCACCAUGGAGCUGAUUCAACAGAUUUUGGUCCUUCAACUUAACACUCCCCCCAAAUCAUUCACCUCCUCCUUCACGCUCUCCGCGUCCUCCUCUUCCUCCGUAUCUCUGUCUGCCAUCGUCAUCGUCGUCGAGUUGCGAUGCGGAAGCCUCGGAACGCAGUGCUGCUGGCCAGCGUGGUGGUCAGCUCGGUCACCGUCUUCUACCUGGGCCUCAGCUCCAUGGAGUGCCCCAGCCGCCACGCGAGCACCCACACCCACGCUCGCUAUGGCGGCUCUAGUGCCCUGCACCGCUACUCCUGGCCCCCCCAGAGCCAGAACAGCAACAACAACAGCCCGGGUCAGAACAACAACACGGGCGGGCCGUUUCCCGACACCGCCAUCCCGCUGGAGUACAACGAGAACACGCCGCUGAUCUUCGUAGGAGGCGUGCCGCGCUCGGGCACCACGCUGAUGCGCGCCAUGCUGGACGCCCACCCGCUGGUGCGCUGCGGCGAGGAGACCCACGUCAUCCCGCGCCUGCUGGCCAUGCACGCCACCUGGUCGCGCUCCGCACGCGAGCGCAUGCGACUGGACGAGGCCGGCGUCACGGAGGAAGUGCUGGACGCCGCCGUGCGUGCCUUCCUGCUUGAGGUCAUUGUGGGGCAUGGCGAGCUGGCUCCGCGCCUCUGCAACAAGGACCCCUUCACGCUCAAGUCGCUGACGUAUUUGGCACGGCUGUUCCCGCGCGCCAAGUUUGUGCUGAUGAUGCGUGACGGGCGGUCAGUGGCGCACUCCAUCGUGUCGCGGCGCAUCGCCAUCUCGGGCUUCGACACCAGCAGCUACCGUGACUGCCUGGUGAAGUGGAGCCGCGGGGCCGAGGCCAUGUACGACCAGUGCCUGGAGGCCGGCAAGGACAGGUGCAUGGUGCUGCGUUAUGAGCAGUUGGUGCUGCAGCCUCAGGUUGCCAUGCGGGCGCUGCUCUCCUUCCUGGACCUGCCCUGGCACCCGCACGUGCUGCACCACGAGCAGUUCAUCGGGAAGGCCGGCGGGGUCUCACUGUCCAAGGUGGAGCGCUCCACGGACCAGGUGAUGAACCCCGUGAACACGGACGCCCUGGUGAAGUGGGUGGGCAAGAUGCCUCCGGACGUGCUGAAGGACAUGGCAGACAUCGCUCCCAUGCUGAUCCGCCUGGGCUACGACCCCCAUGCCAACCCGCCCGACUACACCAAGCUGCAGGAGCCUGCCAACCCCAACCCCAACCCCAACGCCACGUCACUGGUGCAUACAGCAUUAGAAAGUCCUGAUCCCAGCUAAGACUGUUGUACCCUUGGUGAUCACAAUGACCAGUUAUUGAGGUAUCAAUCAACUGUUGGAGAUGGCCGUGGGUUCCUCCCUACCCUAAUUGAGGCUGCUUUUAAAGGAGUGCCAUGCUGAUCGGUUCCUUGCGGGAGAGGAAAUCAGCUGCCUAUGUCCGUUAACUGAGGAUAUAAUCCUCAAUGUAAUUACUAGUUAAAAUCUGAAAUUGUAAAAAAGACUGUAUCACAAGCACACAUGACAUGGUUAACUUGGUGUUAACGAAUGUCUACACUUCUCAUCUCUUAACGUGACUUAGAACUUCAUGUGUGAGAUUUAAUAUAUCUCUGAGUUGUUCGUCCAGAUUCAUCAGUAUUUUUUAUUCUAAAUGGAAAUGCAAAUACAGAGAGUAUUUUUGUGACAUCAAUGGCUGUGUUACACUUCAUGUGUUUUGAUCAUUUUUUGUUUUCUUCUUUGUAAAGGUCAUGAUGUGAUCUCAGAGAUUAUUUAUUAAAGAGAGAUUUAUUU